AUGGAAGAAAUUUUAAGCAAUAUUCUUGAAAGCAAGAAGACAAAAACACUUAGAGAGUAUGAAGAAAUAGUUUAAAAAUCUGGAAUGAUUUGGAAGAAAUCAUUUGAGUAUAAUACUCCAAUUACAGGAUAGGUCAAUUUUGAUGAUUUCUUUAAAAUUGCUGGAAAAAAUGUACAGAAAGUAUGCAAAUUUAUCGUCAAAUGCAUAGACAGAGGAGACAGUAUAGAAUAUGUAAGGUCAGUAUAGUUCUUUUAUAAAACUGUUAGUGGUGAAAUAGUAGAAGGUUUUUAAUAGAUGCAUCCUUAAGCUCCAAGCAAAGGAAAAUUUGCAGAAAAAAUAUUUGAAUUGGAAGACGAUGAAUAUAUAAUAAAGAUGAUUGGAAGAACUGGUCUAUUUCUGGAUGCAUUCGGCUUUGAAACAACCAAAGGUAGAUAAUACGUAUUUGGAGGUAAUGGUGGAGGCGAGAGAGAGUUAAAGGCUCCAGAUGGUUUACAUUUUUCAAAUUUUGGGUCAAUUCAUUGCGAUGGUGGUGUCUUUAGUGUUUUAUGUGAUUCUUUGAUUAUACCAAACAAGGAAGAAGAUAAAAAUAAAUAGCCUGUUGAUUUCGAAUAACUAGGAACUGCUGUCAAAUACAUCAUUGAUUGCUUGGGAAUAAAAGAUAUAUUUACUUUAUUCAAAUUGAAUAGAUAUUUUGCAUCAUGGAGAUAUUCAGCAAUAUUCCUUAAUAAGCUAUCAAAGAGAAUUAUUUAUAGUUGCAAUAUUUAAACAAGAUAAUACAUAGAAGAAAUCAUGAAAAAUGCCAAUACAAGCUAUCGUUCGAUAUAGCAGAUUUAAAAACUUUUAAAUGUAACUAAAAAUUAGAUUUCUAAUCCGUUUGGAGAUUAGGACUUUAAUGGAUUUACAGUUACUAAAAACGGAGGAAAUGGAGUAAUUGUCAUUCAUUCGAAUAUGCAAAACUAUAGAAAUUCUGCAUUUUAGACUUCUUUUGCAUACGGAGAACUCAUGUUCGAAGCUAAGUUAUCUGAUUUGUUUGAUGAAGAAUUUAUGUAAAUGCUGAUAUCUAGAAAUGCAUGUAUUGUAGCUGGGUGCUAUAUGAAAUAACCUGGAUUUGGUGCAGAAGGGUAUGUUGAGUUAUUCAUAAGAGAUGACAAUGCUUAAAAAAAUAUUUUUCACUAGAAAUUAAGUGAUACUAAACUUACGAAGGAUUGGAAGUAGCUAUUUAUUAAAUAUGAAAAAGAUGAAUUAUCAAACGAAAUGGCAAAAUUUACACCUACUUCAAUUAAAUUAUUAGUAGGAGGUAAAGAUACUUGUUAUUGGGGAGGACAUUAUGGUAAUAUUUUCUCAGGAAUAACCUUAAGAGGAAUUCCUUUUUAUUCAAGAAAGGAUAAAGCUUUUCUUUCAAUAUGA
Messenger RNA from Tetrahymena thermophila SB210, 1407 nucleotides. RefSeq lists its product as hypothetical. NCBI's taxonomy places the organism in Eukaryota, Ciliophora, Oligohymenophorea, Hymenostomatida, Tetrahymenidae. The record is from RefSeq and is a predicted model, not a curated record. The transcript has 4 exons.